UCCGCACCCAGUCCCUACCCGCAAGUCCCGGGCUGGGGCGGGGCCGGCCGGUGAGUCAGCGACUCCCGCCCCGUCGGGAGGGGCCGGAGCGCGGCGCCGGGCGUCGGGUGCGCAGGGCAGGUGCGGAGGCCGCGUCCGUCCGUCCGUCUGUCUGUCGGUGCGGCGCGCGGGUCUCGGCGGACUCGCGCUGGGCGCUAGCGGGGCGCCCCGGCCCGCAGCAGGAGCCCCAGCGGAGCCCCGCCUCCCGCCGCCCCUCCCAGCCCCCGGCGCGGCGCUUCCUGGUCCGACGCAGCCAUGGCCGAGGAGCAGCCCCAGGUCGAGCUGUUCGUGAAGGCUGGCAGUGAUGGGGCCAAGAUCGGGAACUGCCCCUUCUCCCAGAGACUGUUCAUGGUGCUUUGGCUCAAGGGAGUCACCUUCAACGUCACCACCGUUGACACCAAGAGGCGCACAGAGACGGUGCAGAAGCUGUGCCCAGGAGGGCAGCUCCCAUUCCUGCUGUAUGGCACGGAAGUCCACACAGACACCAACAAGAUUGAGGAGUUUCUGGAGGCCAUGCUGUGCCCUCCCAGGUACCCCAAGCUGGCAGCUCUGAACCCUGAGUCCAACACAGCAGGGCUGGACGUAUUUGCCAAAUUUUCUGCCUACAUCAAGAAUUCAAACCCAGCGCUCAAUGAUAAUCUGGAGAAGGGGCUCCUAAAAGCCCUGAAGGUUUUAGACAACUACUUGGUAUCCCCACUCCCAGAAGAAGUGGAUGAAACCAGUGCGGAAGAUGAGGGCAUCUCUCGGAGGAAGUUUCUGGAUGGCAAUGAGCUCACCCUGGCUGACUGCAACCUGUUGCCAAAGCUGCACAUAGUACAGGUGGUCUGUAAGAAGUACAGGGGCUUCACCAUCCCAGAGGCCUUUCAGGGAGUGCAUCGGUACUUAAGCAACGCUUACGCCCGGGAAGAAUUUGCCUCCACCUGUCCAGAUGAUGAGGAGAUCGAGUUGGCCUAUGAGCAAGUGGCCAAGGCCCUCAAAUAAGGUGGUGUGGAGUGAGGGCUCCCUCACCCACCUCCCUCCAUGUUCUUACAGAGGCCCUGGCAGGGACACACUCCACAAUGGCCGGUGGGCUGAACCUCCUGGGCACUUGUGCAGCGUGGGUGGGUGGGUAACUGGGGAAGGGAAGGGAAGAUGGGGGGGUAAGAUUUUUAUUGUGGGGCGGGUGGGUAGGACAAGUAUUUCAGUAAUAAAAUACAGAAUGAAA
Chinchilla lanigera (long-tailed chinchilla) is the source of this 1243-nucleotide messenger RNA. It is a transcript of the gene Clic1, whose product is annotated as chloride intracellular channel 1. Bases 295 to 1020 code for a protein of 241 amino acids. The transcript is spliced from 6 exons. The record is from RefSeq and is a predicted model, not a curated record. Lineage: Eukaryota; Metazoa; Chordata; Mammalia; Rodentia; Chinchillidae.